Capsella rubella is the source of this 1489-nucleotide messenger RNA. Its product is annotated as probable 20S rRNA accumulation protein 4. Gene Ontology annotation, cellular component: cytoplasm. The transcript has 6 exons. Lineage: Eukaryota; Viridiplantae; Streptophyta; Magnoliopsida; Brassicales; Brassicaceae. The record is from RefSeq and is a predicted model, not a curated record. Bases 66 to 1112 code for a protein of 348 amino acids.
AAACAUCGAAUUCGAUAAACCUCGUAGGGAAAUAUAUCUCCUGCUUCAAUCGGAGAACUGUAACCAUGGUCGGAACUCUUCUGGGGUUACCUGGGCAAUGGGCAGAAGAGGAGCUUGAGUCUUCUGAUCACUACACAACAAAAAUCGGCGGUCUUCCGGAUUGGCCGCCAAUUCCAGAUGAUGCACUGAGACCAGAAUUACUCAAUUGCUGUUCUUGUGGAAGCAAACUUUCUCUCGUAGCUCAGGUGUAUGCCCCAGUCUCAACUGAAACUUCAGACAUCCAAGAGCGCACGCUCUAUAUAUUUGGUUGCUUGAUGCCUAAAUGUGGAACAUCUGAGCAAAGCUGGAGAGCUUUUAGCGUUCAUAAAGCUAUAAAAGAGAAGGAAGUCAGUGAAAUAGCUGAUUUGCCUGUCGCCUCGCCACUAGAUUCAGCUUCUAAAACUCAUUGGUUAGAUGAUGAUGAUGAUGAAGAUUUUGAUUUCGAGAAUUUAGCUAAGGCGAUUGCGGAGGCUUCUACUACUGUUGCCUCCAAUUCGAAGAAACAGAAGAGUUCAGGGACUAAAGCUAAGCCUUCACCUUCAAAAUCUGAAACAAGAGUUGCGGAUCAAAUUAAUGUUGAGACUGGUCCUGUGGUUCCAUGCUUUUACAUUUAUACAAAAGAAGAGAUGCCCUCAAAAGAAGUUGAUCGUUUCUCGAAGAAUUAUUCUUCUCUGUCUAUGAAGGAUAGAGAAAACGGCAACAAUGAUGAGGGUGAAUCUGAAGAAGUGUGGGAGGAUGAGAAAUAUGAAUAUGACAAAGCCCUCAAUGCUGAUAGGACUUACCUUAAGUUCAAAAAACGGCUAGAUGCAAACCCGGAACAAUGUUUUAGGUACUCGUAUGGCGGUAAGCCGAUAUUGGCCACCGAAGACUUGAAAUCUCCCGAUAACUGCAGGAACUGCGACUGUCCAAGGCACUUUGAGAUGCAACUUAUGCCUCCACUAAUAUUUUUUUUACAUGAAGGUGUUGUUGAUAAAGGGCUUAAGCAAUCAUUGGAUAAUUGGGAUUGGAUGACACUUAUUGUCUACACUUGUUCCAAGUUAUUUGUAGAACUGUGCAAACGCUGUGAAUGGUGAGUGGGUUGUUGCAGAGGCGUGCUUAGCAGUACAGUAUGAGAAACCGAUGAAUCUCGAUCAUGCUAGCUUCUUCAAAUGAAACUUUUUCCCUGCCGAAUCCUUUGGUUGGUUGAGAAGAUUUAUCUGAAGUGAUUAUAGCUAAGAAUCGGGGAAAAUAUUUGAUUUUGAUCAAGAAGUCAAAUGCGCCAUGGGAAUAUCUUCUUCAGUUGUUUCAGGAUAGAGGUUCCCAAGAAGAGGGAGCUGCUUUAAGACACUUUUUUUUUUUUGGGGUCUAUCUAAUAUGCGAGACAAAGGCUAAAUUCUUUUUUCUUUUUGUAAAAUGAUAUUAAAUUUUUAAGACAGAUGCUUAAUGCUUUCAUUGGAUUAGUUUCGAUUUA